Molecule: messenger RNA, 4287 nt
Organism: Corythoichthys intestinalis (scribbled pipefish)
Lineage: Eukaryota; Metazoa; Chordata; Actinopteri; Syngnathiformes; Syngnathidae
Gene: kif18a
Product: kinesin family member 18A
Exons: 17
Coding region: 204-2747 (847 amino acids)
Biological process (GO): microtubule-based movement
Molecular function (GO): microtubule motor activity; ATP binding; microtubule binding
Source: RefSeq, a predicted model, not a curated record
CUGAAUCCACCAAGGAAGAGUGCUUGCUUUUAAAAAUUUCGGCGCUUGCUUUAACGGUGAUGUUAAUCUUCGUCCGAGCUCGGGCUGGUUGAUUUCAGAAUGCAAGCAUUGUUUGGAUAUUUCAUAAAUAUUGCUGUCGUGACGAAAUGAAAGUGUGCUCUUACAAACGAUAGUAACCUUUUAGUCACCAGUGAGGAAACACAAUGGCAAGUGAUGUUUGCAGCCACGUGAAGGUGGUUGUUCGGGUGAGACCGACCAAUGAGAAAGAAAGGAAUGAAAAUGUUCACAACGUGGUCAAAGUUGUUGAUAACCACAUGUUGAUAUUUGAUCCAAAAGAAGACGUACCUUGUUUUGGUUCCCGAAGACCUCAGAAUAGAAAUCUCAACAAGAAGACCAACAAAGACCUUAAAUUUGUUUUUGAUCAUGUCUUUGGGGAGGAGUCCACUCAAGAUGAUGUAUUUGAGAACACCACUAAAGGAGUGCUGGAUGGUGUCAUGAAUGGGUUUAACUGCACAGUUUUUGCCUAUGGUGCAACUGGAGCAGGCAAAACACAUACAAUGUUAGGAACACCGAAUGACCCAGGAGUAAUGUACCGCACUUUGAAAGAUCUUUUUAAGCGCAUGGACGAUGCCAAGGAAGAUAAAGAAUUUUCUGUUGCCUUCUCCUAUCUUGAGGUUUAUAAUGAACAGAUUAGGGAUUUGCUGGCAAAUGCAGGCCCUCUUGCAGUAAGAGAAGACCGUGUCAAAGGUGUGGUGGUUCAAGGCCUUACGCUGCAUGAGCCAAAAUCUGCCGAGAACAUACUCCAGGCUUUGGAUUGUGGCAAUCGAAACAGGACACAACACCCUACAGAUAUGAAUGCGACGUCCUCCAGAUCACAUGCUGUGUUCCAGAUAUAUUUGCGACAGCAGGACAGAGGUGCUGGCCUGAAUCCCAAUGCAUGUGUUGCCAAAAUGAGCCUAAUUGACCUGGCUGGUUCAGAAAGAGCCAGUGCUACCAAUGCCAAAGGGCAGCGCUUCCGUGAAGGUGCUAACAUAAACCGCUCACUCCUUGCCCUAGGGAAUGUAAUAAAUGCCCUCGCCAAUCCCAAGAGCAAGCAGGCUUUUAUACCAUACAGGGACAGCAAACUUACUCGGAUACUCAAGGACUCAUUGGGAGGCAACUGCAGAACUGUCAUGAUUGCCAACAUCAGCCCCUCAUCCAAGUCAUAUGAUGACACACACAACACUCUGAAAUAUGCUAACAGGGCCAAGGAAAUCAAAUCUUUGCUGAAGAGUAAUGUUCUAAGCCUGGACAGUCACAUUGGCCAGUAUGCAGUCAUUUGUGAGAAACAGCGGCAACAGAUUGUACAGUUGAAGCAGAAAUUAAAACAAUAUGAGGAGAAAGCAAUGUCUUCCUCGACCACAAUACAUUCACAGAAGCAAGCAGAAGUCAAAAGGUUGUCAGAAUCUCUGCAGCGAGUCUUCUCCAACCGUGCCCAAAUCAGGACAGAACAGCUGGAUCUGGAGGGACAACUGAAGGAGAAUGAAUUGCGCCAGCGCUACAGUGAGGAGGACAACCUGCAGGUCCAAUACAUCUCUGCCAAAGAAAAGACUGACAAGGCUACCUGCAAACAUGAGCGAAAGAUUGCAAUGCUACGCACUGAGCAGCAGCACAUUCGUAAACGGCUGAAAGAAGCAGAAAUUCGCUUUCAAGAAAAUGAUGGCUUCCUUCAUCGUGCUGAGAAUGAGAUGAAAUUGUUGAAGUCAAAUGAUCAAGUAUAUCAGAUAUUAGAAAAAGACUUGCACUGUCACCGGCUGGAGCUUCAGGUAAAUGAUCUUCAACAACAUAUCAAGCAGAUAGUCAAAAUGACUACACUUCAAGAUCAAGAACACAAACGUAUGCAAAAAAUGCUGAAUGUGUUGCUGCCAGCAUAUAGUCGAUCUUACACUGCAGGGUAUGACGCUGGGCUAGCUACAUCUCAAGAUGAGUUGAAACACCAUGAACUUGAGCAGCUUGUGCUAAGAGAGCGUGGUGUGACCUGGGCAGACCAGGCAGGAGCAGACCAAGAUGUAAAAGAUUCAUCUGCCAAGAAAACCGCACAAGAGACAAAGGCAUUAGGAAACCUCAAUUUCUCCGGCGAAUUGGCACCUUUCUUGUCUUUCUCACAACUCCUCUACCACCAGAGUAGCCCUUGUAGUAGCAAAAAUCAAGAUGAUUUACUUGCUCCAAGAUGCGCUCGAAGAAAUCUCUCAAGAUUGCUGCCACCACAAAACCCAAAGCCUAUCCCUCAAGAUUUUGAGGAGGGUACUUUUCCUCUGCACUACACACCAGAAGCUGCACAAAGAGAUUUACGGUUUGGUUUCCCCACUGGCAUGGAUCUUAACUUGACUUUUGAAGCUCAACCAACAUCUCAGACCGAAGUAAUCAAUCCUGUCAGUGCCAAUGAAGCCAACCAGAUGCUUAACAAACGACACCAGACUUCUGCCUUACAAGAAACAAGACCACCCAAUCCUACGUACAUGGGCAUGACGUCAGCUGCGGAAGGAAAGCGGAAACACAACCGGGAGAAGGAUGAGAACCUUUCUGCACCGAAGCGUAUUAAGAAAACUCCCUGUGUUUCCACCAGGCCAGUGAGGGGUUCCAAAUUUUCUGCAUCAUUAGGUUCAGCAGAGAGCAAGCCUCAGAGAGCUGUGAGAGGGAUCUCUGAAGGCAAUCUGAACCUCCUUAGACCAUCCAAACCCAAGUCUCAAGUGGCCAAAUGGAUAUGAAGCCAUUGUAUGUCUGCCCCCCACCCCCAUGUAAAACAUUUUCAAGUAGCAUUUUAGGCUCUGUGAACCUCCUUUAUUUUUACUUGAUUAUUCAUAAACAUUGACCACACGCUCUCUUAAUAAAAAAAAAAAUACAAAUACAAAACGGAAUAUCACAGGCGUAUUAGAUGUGAGGGUGAAUUAAAUCUAAGCUAAAAAAAAAAAAAAAACUUUCACCAACUGCCUGCCAAACACUCCUGCUGUCAUUUUAUGACAAAAUUUUAGACUCAAAUCCUUUAAAUCCACUUGGUCAGAUUUUGUUUUGUUGCAGGGUCAGCUGUGGGAGUGUUCCAACAUCGCACCUGCAGUUAAUCCCAGCUCAUCAAUAGUAUAUAAACGCAGGCCAUGCAAGAGAAGGGCUAAUUGCAUUACGUAGUUACCCCUGAGUGUUUUGUUUUUUUGUUCGUCUGCUGCCCUCAUUUGUAUCCUCUACCUUGUGCAGGUUUGAGUGGGGGGGGGUUUUUGUUGUCCUCUACCUUGUGCAGGUUUGAGUGUUUUUUUGUUUUUUUUGUCUCUCUGCACAUCACUUUCGUUACCCUUUAGUAUUUUUGAGCCCCGUCGACUUGCUGUCACGGACCCCUUUUGUUAUCACUUUUCCGCAAUCGCGCGUGCUAUUUUUGUUCGUAUUAAUAAACCCUUAUUUGAAUCCCUCAGUUAUUGUCUGCUUCUCGGUCCAACCUUGUUUCCGCAGACGCGGACCCUCAGAAUAUUCGGCGCCCUUCUCUUGCAUGGCCUUCGUUUAUAUACUACUCUUGAUGAGCUGGCAUUAGCUGCAGGUGCAAUGUUGGAACACUCCCACAGCUGGCUCCUCAACAAAACAAAAUCUGACCAGCAGCAAAAUGUGACACACUUGGGCUUACAUAGUCAUGGGGCAUUUGGUGGCUUCUCUUGACUUUCUUUCCAAAAUGAUUACUACUAAAACGCUCCAUUAAGGCCCAAACUGUAUGCCUGCUCACCUGUUGGUUGCCGUUGACAGAGAUAGACAUCGAAAUCUAUUUUCAGUUAAAAUGGAUUGAAUUUUUGGCAGCAAAUGAGUUUAUAAAGACCGCUUGAGUAUUCAAAAAUAUGUAAUACAGUACAUCUAGCUGACUAUACAACAUCCACGGAAGGAGAUUUGUGGUAUGGGUAGUUGGUUUGUCGGCUACGUAUGUAUAACCUGUUACUGUUAAACUAUUUUUUUUCCACUGCUAUCUAAAUGAAAAAAAUUUUUCCACAAUGUUUUCCUGAAAGCACUGUGAAAUUAACUUACAUUAUAACUUUACUUUUUGUUACAUGAGUAAUUUCUGCAAAUGCACUCUGUCAGUUCUCGUGCUUUCAUCCGCGAAAGAAAUCGUUAUUUGUGUUCAGUGCAAACAUGCAUAUUCUGGGUCUGGAGCAAAAUGUACCAUGACUCAGUUGUUUGUAAUAAUAAUUGCAAUGAUUCUAUGUUUUUUUAGAUUUCAGAAAUGUUUUGAGAGUUUCUCGUAAUAAAGAGAAAGCAGCUAUGUCUGUGCUCACAGUG